Cryptomeria japonica (Japanese cedar) is the source of this 2857-nucleotide messenger RNA. Its product is annotated as calcium-dependent protein kinase 20. Gene Ontology annotation, biological process: protein autophosphorylation; peptidyl-serine phosphorylation; intracellular signal transduction. Gene Ontology annotation, cellular component: cytoplasm; nucleus. The coding region runs from base 437 to 2023 and encodes 528 amino acids. NCBI's taxonomy places the organism in Eukaryota, Viridiplantae, Streptophyta, Pinopsida, Cupressales, Cupressaceae. Gene Ontology annotation, molecular function: calcium-dependent protein serine/threonine kinase activity; calmodulin binding; ATP binding. The transcript is spliced from 7 exons. The record is from RefSeq and is a predicted model, not a curated record.
AUCAUGGGCUUUUGAUUGUGAAAGUGAUAUUUCACGUCAGACGACGGCAUUACAUGUCUGCCAACUGACGGCGGCUUUACACCAGUGAAGCAGUUUUUACCCUACCGUGAGAAUUUACCAGGAGAAAAAGGUUCCGGUAAAUUUGCGUGGAAGUGGAGGGAAAGGCGGAGGUUGACUGUGGUCUCUGUCUGCGCUGAUUCGUCUCGAGGAUUUCACAGUCAAAUGUCUGUAUGAAUGCAAGUAAAUAUUAGGUAGAGAAAAAAUGAGGGUUUGAAAGUGGCGAGAUUGCUUCAAGGACACGGCCACGGCCUUACCGGUGAACCCUUGACCCGAGAAAUCAAGAAUGGAAGAAUGAAAAGCGAAAGAAUGAGGGUUUUCUUGGUCGGGUAGGGUUUGAAACCCUGCGAGGGCGCAGCGGGCAGAGGAGGAGUGAGAAAUGGGGAACAGCUGCUGCAGAUCUAGCGUAGGACCGAAGAAGACGCGGAAAGGUAAGCAGAAACCGAAUCCAUUUGCUCAUGACUUCAAGACUGGCGGGGAGGUGUCCGUUCUGAAGGGAACUGCUGUGGGACGCAAUAUCCACGACAAGUAUGUGCUCGGAAAGGAGCUCGGCAGAGGCGAGUUCGGCAUUACUUACCUCUGUACUGACAAGGAGACGGACGAGCAGUUGGCCUGUAAGUCCAUCUCCAAGCGAAAACUCAGAACUGCUAUCGACAUUGAAGAUGUGAGGAGGGAAGUGGCCAUAAUGAACAAUUUGCCAAAGCAUCCCAACAUUGUGAGUUUGAAGGCUACUUACGAGGACGAGAGCGCAGUGCAUCUCGUAAUGGAGCUGUGUGAAGGCGGGGAGCUUUUUGACAGGAUCGUCGCACGUGGACACUACACUGAGCGCGCUGCCGCCGCUGUUACUCGCACCAUUGUUGAAGUAGUUCAGAUGUGUCACAAGCACGGGGUCAUGCAUCGGGACCUCAAGCCCGAGAAUUUUCUCUUUGCAAACAACAAGGAAAAUUCCGCAUUGAAAGCUAUUGAUUUUGGCCUCUCUGUCUUCUUUAAACCUGGGGAGCAGUUUUCAGAAAUAGUUGGCAGUCCAUACUAUAUGGCACCUGAGGUUUUGAAGCGUAGGUAUGGACCAGAGGUUGAUGUCUGGAGUGCAGGGGUCAUUCUUUACAUUUUAUUGUGUGGAGUCCCACCAUUUUGGGCUGAAACUGAGCAGGGUGUUGCCCAGGCUAUUCUUCGUGGUGCAAUUGACUUCAAAAGAGAUCCAUGGCCAAAAGUUUCUGAGCAUGCUAAGAAUCUUGUUCGGCAGAUGCUUGAGCCUGAUCCCAAGCUUAGAUUAACAGCUCAGCAAGUGCUAGAUCAUACAUGGUUGCACAAUGCCAAAAAAGCACCAAAUGUUCCUCUUGGGGAUGUGGUCAGGGCAAGGCUCAAACAGUUCUCUGUGAUGAACAGAUUCAAAAAGAGAGCUUUGAGGGUUAUUGCAGAACAUUUAUCUGUGGAAGAAGUAGAGGGCAUCAGAGAGAUGUUUAAGACAAUGGACACAAAUAACAAUGGUUCAAUAUCCUUUGAGGAGCUGAAGGCAGGUCUUCAUAAGGCUGGCUCGCAAUUAACGGAGCAAGAAGUCCAGCUGCUAAUGGAAUCUGCUGAUGUUCAUAAGAAUGGCAAGCUAGAGUUUGGAGAGUUUGUUGCAGUUUCAGUUCAUUUGCAGAGAAUGGACAAUGAUGAGCAUUUACGAAAAGCUUUUACUUUCUUUGAUAAAAAUGGGAGUGGCUAUAUUGAAAUUGACGAGCUUAAAGAAGGCCUAGCUGAUGGCCUUGGUCAAGAUGAUGAAGAGGUGCUGAAUGACAUUGUUCGUGAAGUGGAUACAGACAAGGAUGGUCGCAUCAGCUAUGAAGAAUUUGUUGCCAUGAUGAAAACUGGUACCGAUUGGAGAAAAGCCUCACGCCAUUAUUCACGUGAAAGGUUCAAUAAUCUGAGUGUCAGAUUGAUGAAAGAUGGCUCCCUGCAGAUGACCAAUGAUGAUAAAAGAUGAACUAGUUUGGAAAACUGGGCCUGUAUAGUGCACUAUUAAGAGGAUUUAGGAGUCUUGUCUUUGUCUAUGGGAAUAUCUGAGGUUUAAUCAUGAUCUGGUUUUAGAAUUGUAUUUCUUUUUAUGGCUCAUUGAUUGUGUUAUAUUGUUAUUUCAGUUGCAAUGUGGUGAGUCUUGUCUUAUGUCGUACUGAGGCUCUCCUAUAUUCCGAAAGGAGUUAUAACAUCAGUGAAUGUGAUAUCAGCUGCAUGGUCUUGACUUAUGGAUUAGCUAGCCUUGCCUUGCAAUUGAAAGCUAAUGAUUUCAUAGAAUAGUUCAUGGCCACAAGAAAGGAUUGCUCAGAAGAUGAGUCGGCAUUUUUCUUGGCUUGUGUUCGAUGUUGGGGGUUUUCUUGGCUUGGUCCCACUUUGUUUGGGCCUGCUUGAUCUGAUUAAAACUGUAAGGCUGGCUAAUGGGGUUGAAGUAAUGAAUGGUAGCGUAUAUCCAUGUGUUAAGAUAAUUUUAGUUAUUGGAAUUUCAGUACCUGUUCCGAGUUUGGAUUUUAAAUGAGUAGGAAGUACUGUCACCUACUGAUUUAGCAAGAUUUGACAGUUUGUAUUUGUCACAUGUAACAUUUCAUUGUGCUGUUUUUACAACUUUUCUGCUCAAAAGAAGCAUUUAUUAGAGCCUCAGUUUGUCUUAUGCUGUAUGCCAUUCUCUAUGGUACUACGGAGUAGGCAAUGGGAGAUCAAGACAAUACAAGGGUGAGCAGUCUAUUGGUUUUCUGUGGAUACAUAAAGGUUUGUUUAUUUUGUGACGCUGGUGAGCUAAUUCAUUAUGAAUAUUCAUUUGUUAACA